UCCCCCAAAUGUCAGGACGGUACAGAUAUCCCCCAAAUGUCAGGACGGUACAGAUAUCCCCCAAAUGUCAGGACGGUACAGAUAUCCCCCAAAUGUCAGGACGGUACAGAUAUCCCCCAAAUGUCAGGACGGUACAGAUAUCCCCCAAAUGUCAGGAGAGUACAGAUAUCCCCCAAAUGUCAGGAGAGUACAGAUAUCCCCCAAAUGUCAGGAGAGUACAGAUAUCCCCCAAAUGACGGUACGACGUACUUCAUAAGAGGCAUGGCGAGUUUUUUGAAGUUGUAUUUUUUUUUUGUCAUA
Staurois parvus is the source of this 300-nucleotide messenger RNA. The record is from the annotation of a GenBank genome assembly. Lineage: Eukaryota; Metazoa; Chordata; Amphibia; Anura; Ranidae.